Molecule: messenger RNA, 891 nt
Organism: Salvelinus sp. IW2-2015
Lineage: Eukaryota; Metazoa; Chordata; Actinopteri; Salmoniformes; Salmonidae
Source: RefSeq, a predicted model, not a curated record
AUGGCUGAGUUCCGCAAGAAAGAACACAGAGAAGAAAGUCCCAAAAUGACCCAGAACGACACGAAUCCACCUUCCACACAGAACCGAGAUACCACACGAGACACCAGUCAACACACAGAACCGGGAACCACACACAGAGAUCCAGCUUCAACACUAACAGAACCUGGUGAGACCAACACACACAGAGACCAGCCUUCAACACUACAGAACCUGCCACACACACAGAGACCAGCCUUCAACACUACAGAACCUGUAGACUCCUGCGGUGUAACUCCAGUCCCCACGUCCGUGUCCCACCUGUCCAGCUCCCUGAGCCAGCACCUCUCCUUCCCCCUGCGUGCCUCCCUGCCCCCCCCUAGCUCCCUACAGCCUGGUCUCCAACCCGUCCCCGUGCUGCCCGCCGGGCCCCCUGCUGAGUAUCACUCUGACUCUGCAGAGUCCCUGGAGGAGAUCCCCGUGGCGCUGGCUCGACUGGGCACCUCCGCCAUGGCAGGAACGUCUACGGGUAGGACCGCUGCUGCUGCUGGAUCGUCUUCUCAACGCUCUCUACUGCUGCCUACAGCCCGAACCCAUCCCUCGCCCCAGCCCCGGACCAAGAGGAAGGCCUCCACACACAGCAGCAGGACAGGGGGAGSGGGGGAGCAGAGGUUUGAGAUGGCCGCCCAGCCUCCUACGGUCUACGUUAGUAGGAGUAGUGGACAGCCGGGGGGYGGAGUCCAGCACCGGGACAACAAACKCAGKYGCAGGCAGGCCAGUAGGAGAGGCCUGGAGCAGCCUGGUCCUGGGCCCAGCUCCAACCAUAGCUCCAGGGCAGGCACCCCGAUGGCGUAGACUAGCUCCUCCAGGAUGGACCACUGCACCCUGGGCUGGGCUGGACCCACCACUGGGUCC